CCUCCCAGAAAGAAGAUACAAGGAGCUGCAGUGAUAGCUGAUACCGUGGAAGAGUCCUAACGGAUUACUUCGAGAAGACCGUCAUAAUCGAGCCUGACGCUGCCGUCACUCUCGGGGGAAGGGUGCCCACAACGCGCCCUCGUUCUCUGUGGGAACGAUGAUUCUGCGCAAAUUGUUCCCGGCUUUCCAGAAGGAGGCUUCCAAGAGCGAUGUUUACAUUUCCCCAAGGUACACGAGGCGGUGGGUGGGAUGCUCAUACUUUGGUGACCUGAAGGUGAAUAUGCCGGACUAUGUCACUGGCUCGCGAUUCUCUGUCUUUUUUCUAGUAUCGAUCGAGUCUUGUGGCGACAAGCUUCAAGUUAUUCAGGGGAUCGUAAACGGCGUCGAAGCCUUGUCCGAUGGGACUGCAAUCCGCUCAGUCUCCAAGAGUACAACGACGAUCCCAUGUGUACUGUUCGUAGAUUGUGCUGGUUCUUCUUCCAUUGGCAAAAAGUUAUUGCCUACGGCCUCCGACAAAUGGGGACCCAAUAAUCGCACAUCUCGUACAACCCAAAAGUUAGCUAUUAUGGCACGUCUGUUAAAUUGUCACAUGAAUCGCAAGAGAAAGUGUCAAGAUUAUUGCCCAAACAUCAUCAGCAGUUUGGACGAUGGGAUGACUGUACUAUCUUUGGAGCCUUUGCUUCAACGGCUGAGACCGGAAGAGACUGUUUCGGGUACCAGGGAAUCAAUGGGGAUCACCGUGCGUAUCGAGCGGUGGCAUACAAAUUUCCUUCUGUAUAGUAUUAUCUCCUUUCAGUGCUCCUUCAAUAUUCUUGAUCAGGGAUCCCGACACCUGUCCUGCGACCGUGGCCCAGUUUGCCGACCUAUGUCGUCAAUCGGUUGGCAAAGUCAUUCCAGAAAAGUACCGCUGCUGGGAUGAGUAGUUCUUUGAGGUACCGCGGAUUGCUGGAGAGAGCACGGACUUGCUUGCUUGAUGAACCCGCUAAAUAGAACAGUUAUACUUUGGGGAAAUUGAACUUGGGUUAGACGAAUCUGAUCGUGUAGCUCUGUGAACAGACGAG
Messenger RNA from Cantharellus anzutake, 1061 nucleotides. RefSeq lists its product as uncharacterized. The transcript is spliced from 3 exons. The record is from RefSeq and is a predicted model, not a curated record. Bases 158 to 919 code for a protein of 253 amino acids. NCBI's taxonomy places the organism in Eukaryota, Fungi, Basidiomycota, Agaricomycetes, Cantharellales, Hydnaceae.